GGGAGCUGCGAUGAGGAACCGGAGCAUGCGCGGGUCGGCGCCGGGAUCGCCCUUCAUCCCUGCUGACCACACCAGAGCCGCUGUAAACUAAAUCAACGCGGAAAUAAACAAUGUUCCUGCUCAACGUCCCCGGUCCUCUGAGAGCUGCUGCUGGGCAGGGAGAGAAAUCCCCGUAAAUAGUCAACGUCUUCCCAAAACUUUCCAAGAACUCGGUCUCGGCCCCUGCGUCACUCGAGGCUGCAGCCCGCGGGGAGAGGGGGGCUGGCCGGGGGAUGGGGGCGUAGCACUCUGUGGGUUUGGGACAGACGAGUCAUUUUGGAGCUUCCAGUUGGAGCUCGCGGGCUGGACACGGAGGGCAGGCUCUCCCCGGGAGGACAGACUGACAGCGAGCAAGAUCCCUGAUUUUGGGGGUUGAUCCGAUUUCAGAGGAAGCUUCUCACAGCAGCUCCUAUCAAACUGGCCACGCUGCCUGGCUGAGCCUGUGCCCGGUUUCUCCUCCCAGGCCCAGGUCAGAGGAAGAUGAAGGUCCUGCUGGUGCUGACGAUGCUGUUUGUCUGCAGUGUGUUCACAGCGCACGGGAAGCACCCACGCACGUUCACACCGGGACUCGAGGGAAGCACCGUAGGAAACCUGACUGCCCAUGGAUGCUACAGGGGAUGGGGCACCUCGAGGGCUUCAGUGGAUCGGUGCUGCCUGCUCCGAGCCUGCUGCUAUGCCAAGCUGGCAGCGCGGCGGUGCCGCGUGGGACCCGUCCAGCCCCUCUCUGCGCCGCGGGCAGGGAUCCCCACCUGCAGCUCGGGGACGCGGUGCCAGCGAGACGCCUGCAGGUGCGAGCGGGCGGCGCGGCUGUGCCGGGCUCAGCUCGGCCGGGCUCAGCUCCGCCGCCGCGCCAGGUGCCGGGGACGAGCCGGGCGCUGCUGAAGCAAAAACUCCCUUUGCGAAACCAUCUCCGGGCUGAUCGGCGAAGGGACGGCGCCGGCAGCGCUUCCCAGCCCGAGUCUCCUCCUUGGGGCCUUUUGGCUUCGAGGCGAGGACAAGAACCCUCCGGUCAAGUCGCGUCACGGCAUGCGAGGAGGGGGAGCAGCGCUGACCUGAUGUCCAGCAUAGCAAAGCAAGGGAGGAGUGGACACCUGCCCCUCGUCCCGAUGAGGGGCGAGAUGGGAAGCGUCCCCCUCGGCAGCCUGUCCGCUCCCUCCGCCUCCUGCUUCACAGCAAAUUCCCUCCUGUUGCUCCAAAAUAAAACCAGAGAGCCCAAAGCACCGGUUGCCAGCGUGCAGUGACUCAGCUGAGCCCAGCGACCACCCCUCACCUCUCAGACAGGUUUCCUGUUGAAGUACUCAGCAAAAAUGACACUUGAGAGGUGACACAGCUCACCCUGAACUGCCCCAACUUAGCUCUAAACCUUCAGGCUCUGAAAAUGUCCAGUUUUUCUGAGAGAUGGAGAAGUGAGGCUGGUGCAGGGGCUGGGGGCAGGCAUGAUGGCGUGGGAGGGCCAGGCUUGGACUUCCAUGAUCCUUGUGGGUCCCUUCCAGCUCGGUAUAUUCUGUGAUCCCCUAAAUCUCUGCUGUGACAACACAGCCUGGAGCUUGCCUCACACCCAGUGCUGAGCAAAACAGAGUUCUCACCAGAAAAGAAUGUUUUGGCCCAAUUCUGCAACAACCCUGAGCACAUUCCUUAGGAAAAGGCAGCUCAGGCAGCAGCUGCUUCCCCCACUUCAGCAUCCCCAGGUUUUGUGCCUUGGGGUGUUGACCCUGGCAGGUCUCCGGGCUCCAAAGCGCCUUGCCUUAUGGGGGGCUCAGCAAUGAAAUAAAGCCACAGAAAAAGCAACAAAACACUGUUUCCUCGGGGGCUGAUGCCCAGCUGGAAUUCCCCAUAGCUGAAAUCAAUGGCACCAGGAAAUAGCCCUGAAAUCAGUGAUGCUUCUGCCAGCUGUCACCCGGGAACCAGGGAAUCACCCGUGUGGAACCCUGGGGGAGAUGAGGAAGGAGCCCUUCACCCAGAAGCUGAUAAUUGCAGGGCAUAAAUCAAGGAUCAAAUCCUCACCGAGAGGAUGGAUAUCCCAGACAGAUUGCAGGCUGGGAUAAACUGAAUCACACUCUCCCUUUGUAAAUUCUGGGUGAAUUUUAACCAUCCUGAAUUUUCCUGCUUGGACAUCCGGCUGUACAAAUCCAUUCAUACAAGUCCUCCAAAUGCUGAUGUUUUGGCUCAGAUGUUGCACCCCCUCGGAGCAUUGCAAUAAACUGGACUGCAACA
Messenger RNA from Vidua chalybeata, 2253 nucleotides. Its product is annotated as basic phospholipase A2 sphenotoxin subunit B-like. The transcript has 5 exons. Gene Ontology annotation, molecular function: phospholipid binding; calcium ion binding. Bases 520 to 921 code for a protein of 133 amino acids. Gene Ontology annotation, biological process: phospholipid metabolic process; lipid catabolic process; negative regulation of T cell proliferation. The record is from RefSeq and is a predicted model, not a curated record. Lineage: Eukaryota; Metazoa; Chordata; Aves; Passeriformes; Viduidae.